Molecule: messenger RNA, 5888 nt
Organism: Lytechinus pictus (painted urchin)
Lineage: Eukaryota; Metazoa; Echinodermata; Echinoidea; Temnopleuroida; Toxopneustidae
Product: mucin-4-like
Exons: 2
Coding region: 21-5867 (1948 amino acids)
Molecular function (GO): DNA binding
Source: RefSeq, a predicted model, not a curated record
AAAAUUGAAAAGCACGUCUAAUGAUGAGGCAUGAGGAUGAGAUCGGGAGUGAGAUAAAUAAUGGGAUGAUAGCUAUCGCGUACAUUAAUAGAGCUUCUGCAUUUACGGGAGUCGUCGCUGGCUGCCUGUUUGCGCCAAGGACAUGUAUGACUACUGCAAUGAUUCAACAUGCAAGAAUAGAUCCAGGGACUGUACCUGGACACGUCACCGCCACCCACAACAACAACAACAACUCACUAGACAAAGACACAUCUCAUCAGGAUAGCAACACCGGAAACACUGCCCCAUGCCACCAGAUCAAGAAAGAUACAAUGGAGAGCUGCGUGGGACUACAGCUUCAGUUUGACCAUAGUCAUCCUGCCCACGGAGAUGGCCCAGUACAGGUGUCCCUGGCAGAUGUCGAUGCUGUCGUCAAUGCUGAUGUUGGUACAAGUGCCCCAAACGAUCUCUCGCUCACACAGUGUCAAGGGGUCAUGGUCCAGGCAGGAGGCAACGAAGAGACCAACAAUUCCCUCUUGCAGGAAGUUGAUGACAACCUCCUGCAGGCCCUUGUCAACUCAGGUGCAACGGAACAGCUGGAGAUGGAAUCCUUAGCUCAUCAACUUAUGAAUGAUUCCAUUGAGUUUUCGGAAGCAGAGAUCCAGCAACAUUUGCAGACGGAUACUAUUAAUGUGGAUUACUGCAAACAACUUACCAAUGGCCCAGCUGUCAACAAUAUGGGUGUCAUGGGGAUGCCACCUGUAGCUAUGGUGUCGCAGUCAUUGACAUCCCAGACCCCUGGUGGGAUGGUUUCCCAGCCUUCUUUGAUGGGGUCCAAUCAGCAUCAACCACAGCACCAGCAGCAAGUACCUAUGCCUAUGAAACAUAAUCACACAAAUCAACCUGACAAUGUGCAGGUAACUUCAAAUUCAUAUGCUAUGGACACCAGCAUGAUGAUAGAAUCAGUUCUUGAAGUGCGUGAAGGGGAGGAUGCCACCACAGCUUUAGUGGCGCCCCCUCCUCAACAUCCAGGCUUUGGAUACCAGUCUUAUGCGCAUAAUUUUGGAGCAGAUGCACUUGUGAGUGAAAAGGAAUCUGAUAAUACACCUAAUGUAACUAGUGAUGAGCAAGACCAGGACCUGUUUGCCAAAAAGGUGUGCCAAAUGCAACAAGGUCAUGGAUCAGAAUAUACUGUCGCGACAGGGUAUAGUCCUAAAUAUAAGCAGGUCUAUCAGCAUCAAGGACAGCUCAGCCAGCAACAAAGUCCAAAGGCUGGCACAAAGGCUAAAAAGUCCAAGAGCCCAACUCAGUAUCCCACUCAGCCAGUCACCAGUGAUUCCACACUGUCAAGUCCGUCAUCAACAAAUAAAGGAAUGCUCACUAAGAACCACUUGGUCUCAAAGACAAAGGAGGUUAUGAAAACCUCUAAAGCAAGGACAAAAGAUAAACAUGUGACAUCCACAAAGAAGUCUGAAGUAAGUCACAAAAAGUCGCCAAAACAUAGUGUAAAAGUUGUAUCAUCUCCGAAAGUUCAAGGUUGUAAACUGAAACAUAAAGAACACAAAGGACACAAAGUGACAAAGUCACCAUCGAUAUCUCCAGUGUUGUCAGAGGGCAGCAGCAAAUCGACAAAGAAGAUCAUUAAGAAAGUUAGUUUGUCCCCUCAUCGGUUUGUCCCCCCAUCGUUAAGUUCAUCCGAUGAUGAAACGAGUAAUGUACUAGAAUGCAAAAGCAAAGGCAGUGCUCAAAAGACAAAGAAAUCAAAGAUGAAACUUUCAGUAUCACCCAAUGACCAGUCUAAGACAAAGAAAACAAAAAAGAGGGACACCAAAGUGAAAACAAAGAAAAAAUCCAAGUCUAUGAGCCCUUCGUCAUCGAAGUUGGGCUCAAAGAGUGUAAACAGUACUCCUAAGCUAAAAAAGAAAUCUCUGAAAUCAAGUCCAAGUGGAUCGUCGUCAUCAUCAUCAUCACCAUCUUCAUCAUGCCAUAGUGAGAAGUCAUGUAGUAGUAACAGUUCAAGUCCCAUCUCUUCAAAAAGUGGAAAGUUAAAGAAGAAGAAGGUUAAGAAAUUACACAAAAGUGGUGAGGAUAGUCCUAAAAGAGUCGGCAUUUUGAGCAGUAGUGGCUCUGGAAAAAUAGUUCGAAAAAAGAAGAAGCUAAAAACAAAGGUCUUGAAUUCAGACAGUGUCCAUUCUUUGAUCAAGAGUGGCAGAUUGUCACCCACUAUGGCAGCUUCUGUCCUUAUGAACAAUAUAGACAGUGAUGAUGACAAUAGAGAUGUUGGAUAUGACAGCAGUACACAAAAAUCACUUAAUGGGAAAAAUAGAAAGAUUGCCCAUCUGCCCAAGCUCUCAGUAACCUUACCAACAAGUAGUCUUUCUCAUCCAGAACUUUUGCUGAAGACAGUGCCAAAGACCAAAAAGACAACCAACAAGAAAGUAAAACAAAGUCAGUCACCGUCACCUCCUGUAAAGGGUGAUAAAGUUGUGAAAAAGACAAAAAAGAUUAAAAGUAAGAACUCAGUGAAGAAGAAUUUAUUAGAAGAAUCUAAGACUUUGAGCCCAACGACCCCACUUCACAUUGACAUUCCUGAUUCUGAGCAUACCUUUACCCCCAUCACUAAACCAGCAUUUUCUAAUGACAGCAUUUCUAAUUCACACAAAAAGGCCAAAACAAGGAAAGUUGGAAGACCAAAGAAAAAUGCACCGCCCUCUAGAUCUGAAGAUCAUGGAAAAUCCUCUCAUAACAAAAAAGAUACACAUGUGUUCACUGAGCCAGAUCACUCUUCUGCCAUUGGCUUAGGGAAAGGAAAGAAAGUGAGUGAGAAUGGACCGGCAGAAGGACAAUCAAAGCAUAAAGAGCAGACCCCUUCCCCACAAAGUGCCACAACUUGUGUCAGUGAGGAAACCCUCUUUAGUGACAGUGGCAUAGGUACUGAUAACAAUAGCAAUCCUGAUCAACAAUUAAGUGACAAACACAAACAAAUACUAUCUGUCCCACCCACAAAUGAAACUGAAAUACCCACCGAGGUUUUGGAAUCACAUCCUCUAGCCACUUCAGAUCAUGGACUUUAUGGUUUUGGGAAGCGGGAAAAACAUAGAAAAUUGAAACAUGCUCAAUGGCAGUACUUGAAUCUGCAUUGCAAGAAGAGAAGGAAAAGAUACCACAUGUCACGUAUGCUUGGCCGUGUUAGUCCAACCUUCCUAUUUGAGAUGGAUUCUUUAGCAAUGACGAUGGCCGAACUUUCCCUUAUAAGUGUUCCACAGAGUCCGCACCCCGCAAACCUUGCAAAGAAACCUGUAGAAAACUAUCUUACUUCUGUUGCCAAAAUGAACACUACAUACAACUCCUAUCCUCUGAGACCGUCAUACCUGGCUACUGCCUUGAGGUAUAAGAAGCUCUAUCUCUGGAACAAACUCCGGAAGAAGAAGAGGCGGGAGCGUGAGAAGAAUCUCUGCCAAGGUGAGACAGAUGAAUCAUCAUACUAUGUAGACUCUUGUGAUUCUGAACCUGUUUUUGGUAUGUUUGAUCAAAGCACGGGUAGUUCGGCAGCCAGAAAAGCACCAAUAUCAUUUGCCAUGGCCAAAUCACCUUGCACAAGCAUGUCACAGGUCAAUAGAGGGCAUGAAAGGACAACCAUAGCUCAGAUACCCUUGAGAGAUGGAUUGACGCCGAUCCUUGAUCAUGGCAAACUGAACAGUUUGUCAGUCACUGAUUUUCAGAUCCCAAAGAGUGUACCUACUCCAAAGAAAGGAAGAAAGAAACAAAUCCCUGAGUCAUUGCCUGUCCAAGUGAGUUUGGCCAAAGCAAAAGUUGUGAAGAAAAAGAGUCCAGGAAGGCCCAGGGGGAGGCCAAGGAAAGUACCAAUUGUUGCCUCGGAAGUUGUUGACAAUCCACCUGCAUUAGUGUUUCCCACUCUUUCAGCUCCUAAUCAGACACUGGCCCUCCAGGUGUCAGACAACCCUUUUCCAACAGUACAGGUGCCAGACCAACAACCCCUUCCAUCAGUGCAGGUGUCUGGUCAACUUCCUCAACCAAAGCGAAGAGGUCGUCCACCUAAAAAACUUCUCGAUAUGCCAAAUACUUUGCCAGUAAAACUGCCCCAGCCAAAGGGCACUACAGGUAGGAAGCGAAAAAUCCAAAGUACUAUCGAUCCUGAUACAUUGAUCUUUGAUUCUGCAAACAGUACUAUUUGUGAUGAUCACAUUAUGCCAUCAAUAACGACAGGUGGUGUCAUUAAUGAUAGGACAACUGAAAUUUGCCAUGUGGACCACCUUGCAUCAGACAAUUCAAUCAACAUUGCAGAAAAGGUCACUAAACAACCUAACAAGAUACCAAAGAGGAGAGGCCGCCCUCCUGGAAAAUCAAAGGCAUCAAAUGACAUAAAACAGCAGAAUGUGGUGGACAAACCAGUGCAAAUAGAAACUGUUGCUUGUGCAGAGAAAGAGUCUUUCAUUCAGAGUGUCACUAUUGCCAAAAGAAAACGCAGAAAACGAGGACCUAAAAAGGGUUGGAAGAAACUACUAUUGACCGCAAAAACAGUUGCAGAAACUACAAAGGACAGUAUUGGAAGUGAAACAGCAAGUAUUGAUAAUUUAACUGAUUUGGCUCUCCAAAGUAAGUCUAGGACAGAAACAUCUCUCGAAGUACCAAAUUCACCUGUUCAAAUGGUGGAAAGUGCCUCUAAUUCUUUCAUUACUUCUCCCCAAGAAGCUGUAGACCUUGCUUCACCUGAAAAUAGGUUGGGUGAAGGAACGCCAACCAAAGUCCCAGCAACAAAAGGGACAUCUAGAAAAACAGUCCCUGCCAAAGUGGUGGCUUCAAACAAGAAGGUGCCAAAUAAGGGAGUUUCAUCAAAAGGAGAUUCACCAAAAGAUGAAAAGACCAAAGCAUUAUCAACAAAAACAAAGAACAAAGUUAUUCCAUCCAAAUCAGAUUCAAAUAGGACUGGACCAGUCAAAAAAUCAAAACAUUCAGGCAAAUCAACACAACCACCUAUACCUGAAUCAACAGACAUCUCACCUGAAACUUCCCCCAAGGUCUCUCCUAAGAUGUCCCCUAAGAAAUUGAAAUUGUCUCCCAAAAAACUGAGAUUACUUGAAAAGAAAAAAUCAAAGAGAGUCAUUGGUGGAAGGGUGAAAAAAUCAAAGGAACGAACUAACAGAAAACUGAAUGUUGAAAACCUUGAAGAACUACCCGAUGAAGAGCCUUUGUCUUCUCUCGUUACGGGCAAAAUGUCAUUGAUAACCGGCCUGUCACAGCAGACUUUGCCUGCUGCUUGUUCUACCAGUAAAAAAGCUUCCAAAUUAGCAGAACCUUUAGAUGCGCAGCCCUCAGAAUCUGCGAUCGUGCCAGUUGAUUCCAAAACUAAGAAGUCAUCUGACAUGAAAGAUGGUUCUGUAGCACCUAAAGGAACAGUGAACAGUGCAAAACCUGAUGUUGUUUCACAUGAGGGAAGUACAGCAGAUGCCAAAGAUAUUGCCAAGGAAUCUUCAUCGGUUUCAUCUGCAGUGGAGAGUACAUCCACCCCAGAGCCUCACACCAUUUCCUCACCACCCUCUGCCUCAGCUUCCACCACCAAACCCAUACCCUCUAAGUCCAUUCCAUCUACCCCCGUUGCCCCAUCCUCUGCCCCUGUUUCUCCCCCACCCGUUCCAGUCGCAAUGUCUGAAAGUUCCAAACUCCAGGCAGCAUCACUGCCGAAGGCUUAUGUCAGGGUGAAGAAGACAUCUCAACAGGUACUGAAGGUCGCCAAGAAGAAGGUUCCAGAGACUGCUGUGGCGAAAGCAACAUCUCCAGUGCUGGAUGAGUCAUCCAUCCCCCUCAAAAAGAGGAAACUGAUGAAGGAGCCCCCUCCUCAGCUGACAGAACAGGAUCCUAAAGGGUGAGUCCUUUGUGAUGAUACAAAU